Cyphomyrmex costatus is the source of this 4309-nucleotide messenger RNA. RefSeq lists its product as uncharacterized. Bases 229 to 4038 code for a protein of 1269 amino acids. NCBI's taxonomy places the organism in Eukaryota, Metazoa, Arthropoda, Insecta, Hymenoptera, Formicidae. The transcript has 6 exons. The record is from RefSeq and is a predicted model, not a curated record.
UUGUCGUUCGUUAUUACAGACAGAUUGUAACUUGCAUCCAUAAAUAAUUAUAAAGCAAAUGCCACCACGGGUUUACUUACGCCAUGAUGAUGAGAAACUAUUUUGCUGUUUUUUCGUAAAUGAGCGAAAGACGCUUGAUCUACGACAUUCGCAAUCUUACUGAAUGACGACGAUCAGAAAUUAGAGAAUAUUUCCGGUGACCGCGCCAUUCACUAUUACGGCUGUACCAUGCAGAACUUCGAUGAUCUCGAUAUAGAGGGACGUAAUCCUUCUCAUUUAUCAGGAGAAGCUAAAGAAAAGGAAGAAUAUGAUCGGAAGCGUAUAAUGAGAUGCAGCGUUACCGCUGAAGACGGUGCACUGAGACCCGUUUACUCCGAGACCGAAGAUGGUGAUAUAUGGUGUCAUAUCUGUAACGUUGCUUUAUUCGGGGCCCAUAAAUUGAUAAAUCAUAAUUUGUGUAAUCGUCACAAAAUGAAACUGGACGAGUGGCCAUAUCCGGUUAUGCUAUGGUCCAAACGACCGGAUGUGGCCAAGAUGGUCGCGCCAGUGCAAUCUACCACUAUCAGCGAUACCCUGGCGCCUGGUGAGCCAGUACCACCUGGUAUGGAAGAUCAAAUAACGCGGAUUACGUCGAUACAAAUGAGUUUAGAUCGCCAUCAAAGUUCGCCACUCGUCGGUCUCGAAUAUCUGUUGGAGUUGGUGGACAAUGAGUCCUGUGAACCGAGUUACACGUGUGUUUUGUGCGACAAGCGUGGCGAUCCGCGCACAGUAAUGGCUCACAUUACCAGUUAUAAUCAUCGAAUUACAUAUCUGAAUAGACACUUUUCAACUAUAUCGCGAGCAAUUGCAGAGUUACCGCGUACCCCUAACUAUAAGCGCGGGGCCAAUGAAAUAUCGGUGUUAGUGGCGAAAAAAAUUGAAGAAAAGUUUGGAAGAAUGAAGCCGCAAUUGGUAGACAAAUUUCAGUUUGAAAAGAAUAAGAUGCAAUAUAUCAAGAGGGUAUAUCAGGACGUUCAUUUUAAGGAAACAUCAGACUGUACAUUUAUGGAUGUUUAUGAUGUGCAAUGGGUAACCAAUUUUGAUGAAAAAAUGGCAGAAAUGAAUGGUAAUAAUUUGAAAAAAAAAAAUUCGCCUGAUAAAAAUAUUGAGGAUAAAAUUAAAAAAGAAGAGAAAAAAAAGGAAAAAGUAGAACCUAAAAAAUUAGAAUCUAAAGGAGAAGUUACGAAAUCGGGUUUUAAAAUGCGUAUAGUCAAUAAAGAGAAAAUGAAUCUUCGUAAAACCUCACCGAAAUCUGAGGAGAAUCCAAAAAAUUCACCAAAACGACCCUCGGAUGACAUCAAGUCGCUUUCAUCACUUUCGAGCAUAUCUAGCAGUCCAUCCCCAUCCCGUUCAAGAUCUCGUUCACCGAAUCGAAAUAAAAGAAAUUCCAUCGAAAAAAACACAGGAAAGUAUCGUAGUCACUUGCGACAAUCACGCGAUCGUGUCCGUGGUAGAUCGCGAUCACGAUCGCGAUCACGGUCUUUACAGCCUCUUAGGGAACGUGACAAGUGGGACAAAUACCGCGAGCAGAUUAGACGCGCCGAAGAAACACUAGAUCGUGCUUUAAAGUUUCACGAGAAGAAUCCUGAAAAACAUCCAUCUUAUCCAGACGAAUGGAAAAAAUUCUGGAAUAGACGAUACAAGGAACUCCAAGCCGAAGGUAACGAUCCAAGCAAGCAUGACUUCAAGCCAGAAUGGAUUGAGUUUUGGAACAAGCGGAUGCGCGAAAUCCACAAUGAACAACUUCAGCAGCGAAAAGAAGAAAUUAAAAAAAGAUUGGAAUUACCUGAAGACAAACCGCCGGAGAAGUGGAUUCCACCGAGGCGAGAACGAGAACGAGAAAGAGAGAGAGAAAGAGAAAGAGAAAGAGAAAGAGAAAAAGAGCGGGAACGAGAACGAGAACGAGAACGUACCCCUACGAAGCGCAGUAAGCUUGCCAUAGAAAGUGACGAUGAAGUAGAGUACGUUGGUACGAAAACGGUGAUCAAGUCUGAUUAUUACGAACGCCAUGAAGCCAGAGACCGAGAUUACACGUAUCCUACGUAUUCACGUGGAAGAGGGAACUUAUACAGCCAUUAUCCAUCGCGUGUUAGGCCGAUAUAUUACGCAACACCGUAUCCUGUAAAAAAUGAACCGGCCACUUCAUCGCCUAUCGCGGAAGAGGUAUUAACGGAAGAUCUUGAAAUAGUCGGUUUAUUGCGGUUACUCACAGCUCUUGAAGGACAAUUAGGUUCUCUUGGACCUAAGGUAGUAUCGCUUUUGUCAAAAGCCUUAGCGGCUGAGAAAGCAAAGCCAAAUUCCGCUGAAGAACUAUUGUAUGAUGAAGAGAUGAGCGUCCUAUUCGAGACCGUCAAAGAAAAACUCAAGGGUCAAUUGUUCGCGGGUAUGGUAGAGAAAAUGGCGAUUACGGCCACUAAAACGGCUGUACAGAAUAUCGCUAAGUUGCUACACAAAGCUUCUGAGAAUAAAAAGAAAUUAGAAGAACAGAAAAAGAAAGAUCGAGAAAUUCUGGAAACUAUUAAACCCGUAACAAGUUACAUAAAUCGACCCAUAUACUCAAGACCGGUAGAAAUAGCUGUCCCGGUUAUUAAAUCUGAACCAGUGAGCGUACCAGGUGUCGGUACAGUUGAUAAAGUCGCUAUUGCUCAACAGAUUGCCGCGGCUCUCGUUGCGCAAGGCAGAUCAAAUGUCUCGCAGGAAGAACUGGAAACUCUGAUUAACGCUGUCGUUGGUAUGGCAGAAGCAUCGAAACAUUCCGACAAACCAGUCACCACUGCUGAUUUUGUCAAAGGUCUAACGAACAGCGACACUACCCCUCCUCAAGUAACAGAGCCUGUCAAAACGGCGGUCAUUUCGGUUGAGUCUAAUCAAUCUCAGGUUUCGAAAACAGAACCGGACAAUUUGUCAGACCUCGAUCUAAAACUGAAAUUGCAAAAGUUUAAAGAUCUGAGCACAGAGGAACAACACAGUCUCAUAAAUUCUCUCAAGAAGCUUGAAGCGAGCGAUCCGACGAGAGUGGAGAAGUUGAGAGACUUCGUUAAUCUCGGCAUGACGUCACCGUCAAAGUCAUCGAUAACAGGAAAUAUAAAAUCACCAUGUUUGGAGAUUGAAAUGUCCAUUGCCAAAAGUAAAAAGAGCACUUCUCCGUUUUCCUCUCGUAAAGGAAAUCAGAAUCCAACAGACGAUGAAGAUAAGUGGAAACCUAAACUGGACAUGUUCGCGAAUGACGAAGACGAAGAACAACAAAUGACAAAAGAUAGUGAUGAUAAAACUAAGAUCAAGACGAUAGACUUGUCCGACGAUGAUGACGACUAUACAUACGAAGAUAUCUACAAAGCAGCGAGCAAGAAUGUGAGCGAGAACGAAAAAGCGAAGAAAUCGCGUACUUUUUCAUCGAAAUCGUGGUCUCGAUCGCGAUCGCGAUCGCGGUCACGAUCAAUGUCGAGAGUGAGAUCGCGAUCAAAAUCACCAAUAUCGAGAUCAAAGGAAAUUACAAAAACAAAUGAUCCCAACGCGAUACUAAAUGAAACUAAACGUCUGAUUGCAAACAUUAUGUGCGACUUACCGAACAAAUACGUUCCGAAAUCGUUGAGUCUGGGCGAGAAAAAACCCGAGCUCAAAGUAGGUUCCAAUGAGCCAGCACCGCCUGGUGCAAUGCCCUUUUACAAUCAAAAUUUUCUUUCAAAUAAUAAUCAAUCACGGUCGCAAGAACAGCCGAUGACCUAUCCUAACUUGUCGAAUCAACAAUUCUCAAAUUAUCCACCACAGCCACAAAUGUUUCCUAAUAAUCCCGGACCUGGAUAUAUGGACAAUAGUUACAAUUAUCAAGGUUAUGGAAAUCCAGUUAAUCAAAGUCAAUUUGGGGGACCGUCAAAUCAGUACCCUCAGCAAACAGCUUACGGUUCUUACGGUGCACAACAAACUGCGCCUCCGUCAAACUAUAUUCAACCUUCGUCUCAGCAAUACGAUCAUUACAUGCAGCAACAGCGGUUUUAUUGAACGAAAUGUUCUCUGUUAUCAAUAAUUUCUUUAAUGAACAUUCGCAUUGCGGAUUAUUAUGUCUGCAGGAUUAGGUCAGUUCUGUGAACUCGAAUGAAGUCCCAAGACUCGUUCUCUUUCCACGCACAGAUACUAAACUGUCUAAGUUCUGUACUCGUUUUUAUUCGUGCUUCAUAUAUUUUUAAUGAAGUUAAUCAGAUUCUAUUUCAUAAUUAGCCAACAAUAGAUGCACAUCACUUUCGUUUUAGUUUGCAGAAAUACUUCCAUAAUG